UAUAUUGAUAGCAAAGGGAGACUCUAAUCCCAUCUCCCAUCUACCUCUACUCAAUAUUACAUAUAGUCUCGUGUCUGCUGGUUAACUUGUUUCAUAGUUGAAGAAAUUAGAGGGGCUGAAAAUGCAGUUGAACGACCAUAUUCCCGUCAAAAGCCUCAACAACCCAGUUGACGAGUCCAAAUAUUUUGAUGACGAUGGUCGUCCCAAACGCACAGGCACAAUUUGGACAACAAGUGCACACAUAAUAGCAGCAGUGAUCGGUUCUGGAGUGCUUUCUUUGGCAUGGGCAAUAGCUCAGCUCGGAUGGAUCGCCGGUCCAUCUGUGAUGCUCAUGUUCGCCUUGGUUAAUUAUUAUACUGCAUCUCUACUCGCUGAUUGCUACAGGUUCGGUGAUCCUAUCAAUGGCAAGAGAAAUUACACUUACAUGGGUGCCGUCCGAUCUAAUCUUGGUGGGCUUAAGGUCAAGAUAUGUGGGUUGUUUCAGUAUGUGAACCUUUUUGGCAUUAGCAUUGGGUAUGCUAUUGCAACGUCUAUUAGCAUGACGGCUAUACACAAAUCAAAUUGUUUUCACAAGAGUGGAAGAAAAAAACCAUGCCACACUUCAAGCAACCCAUACAUGAUAAUGUUUGGAAUCAUAGAGAUUGUGUUGUCUCAGAUUCCAGGCCUUGAUCAGUUAUGGUGGCUCUCAAUUGUUGCCGCAAUUAUGUCUUUUACUUACUCAACAAUUGGACUCGGCCUUGCUGUAGCCAAAAUUGCAGCCACUGGAACUCUCAAGGGUAGUCUAACAGGAAUCCCAGUUGGAAGUAUAACUCAAACCGAAAAGAUAUGGAGGAGUCUUCAAGCUAUUGGUGACAUAGCUUUUUCCUACUCUUAUUCAUUCAUCCUAAUUGAAGUUCAGGACACAAUCAAAUCCCCACCACCAUCAGAAGCAACAACAAUGAAAAAAGCCAAUUUAAUAAGCACUUUAGUAACCACAUCAUUCUAUAUGCUUUGUGGAUGCAUGGGCUAUGCAGCUGUUGGAGAUUUAGCUCCUGGCAAUCUCCUCACAGGAUUUUCCUUCUAUAACCCAUUUUGGCUACUUGAUAUUGCCAACAUUGCCGUUGUCAUCCAUCUCCUAGGAGCUUAUCAAGUCUAUUGCCAACCCGUUUUCGCCUUUAUAGAAAAACUAGCAUCAACAAAAUUCUCGGAAAACAAAUUCAUAACCAAAGAGAUAAAAAUUAACAUCCCAGGUUUCAGGCAUUACAAUCUACCUUUAUUUCGAAUAGUGUGGCGAUCAUUUUUUGUAGUUACAACUAUUGUAAUUGCAAUGUUGGUGCCGUUGUUCAACGAUGUGUUAGGAAUUCUUGGAGCAUUGAUUUUUUGGCCUCUAACUGUUUAUUUUCCGAUUGAGAUGUACAUUGCACAGAAGAAGAUAGAAAAGUGGAGUACCAAGUGGAUAUUCAGCCGACUGUUGAGUGUGUUUUGCCUAAUGAUUUCUAUUGUGGCUGGAGUUGGCUCUAUUGUAGGUGUAACACUUGAUCUUAAAGCUUUCAGGCCAUUCAAGAUUAGCUACUAAAUCAGUGCCAUGUUAUUAAAUUUAGGAGUUUACUUGUAUUGAAGGUGUUUUUUUUUUUUUUUUUUUCUUUAAAUAUUUUCUUUUUCACCCUUUUGGCAUAAUCUGGCAAUAAACAGCAAAUUAUUACAAAGUUUAAAUAAAGAGAUGA
Pistacia vera is the source of this 1703-nucleotide messenger RNA. Its product is annotated as amino acid permease 4-like. The transcript is spliced from 7 exons. Gene Ontology annotation, cellular component: plasma membrane. The record is from RefSeq and is a predicted model, not a curated record. Bases 122 to 1555 code for a protein of 477 amino acids. NCBI's taxonomy places the organism in Eukaryota, Viridiplantae, Streptophyta, Magnoliopsida, Sapindales, Anacardiaceae.